UAUCUAUUUGACGAUUAGACCGUUUGAAUUGGUUUUGGAAAAUUCUCUACCAGAGGCAAUUUAAUGACUAGGGCGUUAAGUUGAUUUAGGAGAUGCUGAACCACCCUCCAUCCCUUCUACAAGUGGCUAGAGAAGCCGAGAGGUGUCCACACACCCUAAUGAUCAUACUACACCCAGGAGUCUUCGCAACUCUAUUCUCGCAAAUGGGCGGAAAAAAGCGCUUCUACAACGCUUCCAACGACAAGCAUUUCAAGCCAGCAGUUCUGGCAACUCACGCUCGUCACGCUACCUGCAGACUAGCAUUACCAGCCAAGUCCCGUCCGUUCUAGUUCCUAUUCUUCCCCAGGAUGUGGUGAUACCGUCGCGCGAGGUGUCGCCCUUACCCGGACACGCCAUCACACUACCAAACUUUUCACCUUUAUAGUUAAAUACCCGG
Messenger RNA from Suhomyces tanzawaensis NRRL Y-17324, 436 nucleotides. RefSeq lists its product as uncharacterized. The record is from RefSeq and is a predicted model, not a curated record. The transcript has a single exon. Bases 93 to 329 code for a protein of 78 amino acids. NCBI's taxonomy places the organism in Eukaryota, Fungi, Ascomycota, Pichiomycetes, Serinales, Debaryomycetaceae.